Messenger RNA from Cynara cardunculus var. scolymus (artichoke), 1717 nucleotides. RefSeq names its product lys-63-specific deubiquitinase BRCC36. Gene Ontology annotation, cellular component: BRCA1-A complex; BRISC complex. Gene Ontology annotation, molecular function: metallopeptidase activity; polyubiquitin modification-dependent protein binding; cysteine-type deubiquitinase activity. Bases 212 to 1492 code for a protein of 426 amino acids. The record is from RefSeq and is a predicted model, not a curated record. Gene Ontology annotation, biological process: double-strand break repair. NCBI's taxonomy places the organism in Eukaryota, Viridiplantae, Streptophyta, Magnoliopsida, Asterales, Asteraceae. The transcript is spliced from 10 exons.
UGAUGUACCGUAACCAUCUACAACCACCCACAGGGCAUUACAAUCACUUGACCAAAAGCCAGUUCCCUAAAGUCAUCGCCGAAAGCUCCACCGCCUUUGCUCCGAUCGGACCGACCUUUUUCCGACCUCAUCCAGCCGUCGAGAUUUAUUCGGAGAGACGGAGAACGACCGGAACGGAGGAAUUCGUAGGAGAGAGAAGUAGAAAGACAGAAUGUCGCUAACGAGUGUGAAAAUGGCGGAGGAUGUGUGGUUAACGUGUCUCACUCAUGCAUUGUCCACCGAGACUGAAGAAAUCAUGGGGCUUCUUCUCGGUGAUAUUCAGCACUCCAAGAAUGGGAGUGUGACUGCCCUGAUUUGGGGAGCGUUGCCACAACCAAGGUCUGAUAGGCAGAAGGACCGCGUUGAGACAAAUCCCGAACAGUUGACAGCUGCAUCAGUUCAGGCUGAGAAAAUGACGGUGGAAAUUGGAAGAACCACACGAGUGAUUGGCUGGUAUCAUUCACAUCCGCAUAUCACAGUACUUCCUUCUCAUGUUGAUGUACGGACUCAGGCUAUGUAUCAACUCCUAGACUCUGGGUUUAUAGGGCUGAUUUUUUCAUGUUUCAAUGAAGAUCAAUACAAGGUUGGAAGAAUUCAAGUUACUGCAUUCCAGUCCUUGGAUGGAAAGCAGAAUCAUGUGUUAAGACCUGUUCCUAUAUCUCCUAUACAUAAAAGUUCCAUUAUAGAUCUAGAGUCUUCAGUAAGUUCCACUGAGCAUUCACUCACAAAUUCUGGCUCAACACGGGUAGAAUGUCUAGAGCUUGACACUGGUGAUUCAAAAGCUGCUGCAGGAGCUUCAAAGGGCGGAGGAAAAUCAUCUGCCUUGAAAGGUUUCUUUGCAAAUGCUGAUACCAACUAUACCGGAAGAGUAGGAGGGAACUACCCUACUGGUAACAUGGACAGUGCAGUAGUUGAUAUUGACCCCAUGGAUAUGUCUGACAGUAUGCAAGAGGCAAUGCACCGUUCAAAUAUGGAAAUGAGCGGUGCAGAAUACAUCAGGAAAGAAGUCCCUCUUCAUGUUAUGCCGACUUUAUCUCUUCUCAAUCUCGAAUCACCUUUGACAUCAUUCUCUGAUCUACAAUCCGUGUUGUAUGAGGAGGAGCGGACGGCAUACCAUCAAGCAAUCAUACAAAAUAUGAGAGACGGGAAAGUCCAUCCGCUUUCUUUCAUUCAUCAUACUUCAACCUAUCAAGCUUCUAUCUGCAAAUUAAUGGAAUAUUGCUUAAGUCCAGCCAUAAAUUCUCUUCAGGACCGUAUAUCAGAAAAUGAGAUUCGGCUGCGUAUACUUGCAAGUGAAGCGAAAAUCCUCGAAAAAGAAAGCACAAAAGGGACGGGGAUCGAUUCAAGUUCUUCUCCUCGAAGUGUUGCACAAAGAGGAGGUGGGAAGGAUGUAUACAGUCCUUUUGAGAGAUCGGUUUCCGGUUCUAGUAGUCGUAGCAGAAGGGGUUCUUAGUUGUUUUUUUCAAUAUGCAUCGGCUUUUGGUGUUGGAAUUGUAUGAUAUCGGAAUCAUCCUCGUGUUUGAUUAGGUCGUAGUGAUUGGAUUGUAAAUGGCGAUCGAUCGAGUUUACGCAUGUAUAUUUUUUUUGAUCAAGGGUUAGGGCAAAAACAUCUUGUUUUCAAAUGUGAAUCAAUAGGGGCUGCCAUUGCUUGCUACUGUUAAAGUCCUUCCCAUUUCUA